AUUCACGCACACCGCAUGCCGUACGACCAGUCAGUACGACAGUAAAGUUGUCCGCCUCACGCGCGGCGCGCGCGCUCUUCUCACUAUUCAAACUUUUCAUCUUUACUCAAAUUCUUCGUCUAGUCAAAAUGUAGUUUAGUGUUCGAAACGUUUGGAAAUAGUGCUCGUGCAGUGUUCUAAAAGUGAUCUAGUUCCGUAAACGUUACAUGCUACGGUCCAAAGAACAAUGCUGUGGGAAAAAAUAACGUUCAGCUGGCAUCGGCUGUCGUUCCCAGCUACCUACCUACCCCUCUCUCCCCGCGAACCGGGUGCCGGGUUCAAUGCGCCUCUCGGCGUUUAUUCAUCGUUUGUGGGAAAAGUUGACCCCCAUUUUUAAAAUUCAUUGUUAUCGAAUUCACACGAUUUCGUUCUUGUGAUUAUCGCAUCUUAGAUGCUGAUUUGAAUUUUUUCUUAAAUUCUUUAAAACUUUACUCAAAAUUAAAAUGACUGUGGCAUCAGCCAAAACAAAUGAAUCAAAAAGUAAUUUAUCGCUAUAAUUAGGGACCGGUAAAAAAUAAAUAUAAUAAGAAGUCGUCAAGGUUGUAACAUUCCGCUGAACUAACUAUUUAUUGUUUGUUCUAAGCUGUGCCAUGUUUACCGAGUAUCAAAAUUGCCUUAAUUAUCUUACUUUGAUACGCACAGUGAUGAACUAUUUGAGGAAAGAAGACGACACUCACGAAUAUUAUUUUGCGGAACGGCCGUUAAGAGUUGAGUUUUUGAAAUGUUGCAAAUUGCAUUGUUCGUGUUCGAAGAAUAGUCCGCUGUGAAUUGACGUGAGUCGUUAACAUGUGCAGUGAAUUCAGUGCCUGAGGAUUUUACCUGCAAGCAGAAAAAAAUAACUCAAGAUGGGUAACCAAGGGUCGUCUCCGCACGAGCCAUUGGACCGUGCCCAGGUGCCAAAUGCAGAUUUAAAAAUGAAGUCGUCAGUCCGCAGCUCGUUGAGGCGGGCGCGCGCCGGGGCCGCGCUGUCGCCGCCGCGCGCCGGCAUGGAGCGGCUGCGACGCUCGUUCCGCGAGUCCUUCCGCCGCCGCAAGGGCUCGCCGCCCGAGUCCGCGCGCCCGCACCAGUGGCACGCCGACGAGGCGGCCGUGCGCGCCGGCACCUGCACCUUCCCCGUCAAGUACCUCGGCUGCGUCGAGGUCUUCGAGUCCCGGGGGAUGCAAGUUUGCGAAGAGGCCCUCAAAGUACUUAGAAAUUCGCGGCGGCGUCCCGUCCGUGCAGUUCUACACGUCAGCGGAGACGGUCUGCGCGUCGUAGAGGAAGAGACCAAAGGGCUCAUAGUCGACCAGACCAUUGAGAAGGUCUCCUUCUGUGCGCCGGAUAGAAAUCACGAACGAGGGUUUAGCUACAUCUGCCGGGAUGGCACGACCCGCCGGUGGAUGUGCCACGGGUUCCUGGCGUCGCGGGACAGCGGGGAGCGGCUGUCGCACGCGGUGGGCUGCGCGUUCGCCGCGUGCCUGGAGCGCAAGCAGCGCAGGGAUAAGGAGUGCGCGGUGUCCAUGAGCAUCGACGCGGCCAGCCACGCGUUCACUCGACAGGGAUCCUUCAGGAAAUCUAGUGUAACAAGCCGGCGCACGUCGGAGGUGGAGGCGAGCCCGACCACGCCCACGCCCGCGCCGCUCACCGCGCCGCGCGCCGCGCCCGCGCCCGCGCCGCACAACCCCUUCGCGGUGGAGCGCCCGCACGCCGCGCCGCACCUGCUCGAGCGCCAGGGCUCCUUCCGCGGCUUCGCGCACCUUAAUAACAACUCUCCGUUCAAGCGGCAGAUGUCUCUACGCAUCAGCGACCUGCCGUCAAACCUGGAACGUCAACGCUUAGGGUUGGGCUCGCCGCCCGCCGCACUGCCUGCGCUGCCCGCGCUGCCCGCUGUCAGCCCGAGGCCUGACGUGGCGCCUAUCGAGGAGAAGGCCGUGGAGGCGGACCCGGUGGCGGAGAUGUGCCAGCAGCUGUCGCUGGGGCUGCGCGCGCUGGCCGAGGAGCCGGUGCCGGCGGCGGGCGCGCUGCCGCACCCCGACGCGUGGCUCGGCCGCGUGGCGCGCGCGCCCGCGCUGGCCGCCGCCGGCCGCGCCGCCUCAUUCGCCGGCCACUCGCACGCCGCCACCAACCCCUUCCUCACGCCCACGCCCGCGCCGCUCUAAGCUCUCAUACGCCGACACCGGGGAGUUCGUGCGACAACGGCUCAAAGCACGCAAAGUUAACUUGAGUCCCGAGCGAAAUACGCCUUCUCUAAUUAAUCAGUUAAUCCAUUAGUUUUACUAUUUUAUUUACCCUACCACCUGAUAAAUAUAUCGAUACUCGGUAAUAUUCGGCGCAUAAUAUGUAAUAAGCGCGCAUACGUCAUCCGAGUGAGGUCUCAAGUUAACAUUGAUAGGUUGUAGUGUGUGCAACCAUAGAGAGCAUCAGUGGCGUGCGGGCCAUAGAGGCGUAAAAGCACUGCUUACCCUAAUUGAAAUAGGCUCGAUGCUCAGUUUUUGUUACGCCCUGCCUGAAAUUAGGUAGGAACCUACCCUAACUUUAAAUCGCAUGCCACUGCCAAGUGGGUAGUUAAAAUUCCUAUAUAAGCGCUAAUACAUAACUGUGUUGCGGUGAGUUAUUUUAUAUGACGACGUUUGCACUAGUCAUUUAUGACAUGCAGACACUUCAGGCGCGCUGCAAUUGGUCAAUUAUUAUCAGUUCAGAUUAUGUUGCAACACACCACAACACAGCAAUGCAUCUGCAGCUUUACUCAUCCUCUUACUUUUACCAAGCAAUUUACACGAGUGAAUGCAGUUUGCAUUCGCAGCUAGCACAAGAAAUUGACUCUUAUUUUUUUAAACUAUGAAAGUAGGCUUGCGCUUGACUGCAAUGAGACACAGUAGGGAUAUUUCGAGAAACAGUGCUAGAAAUUUGACGCGGCCAACAAUAGAAAAAAAUAAAAAAUAUUUGGCGCACAAAAGUUAAUUGAGCCCCGCGUUGUUACUCGUAUAUUCGAACAGUGGAAGGGUCGAUAGGAUAAAAUCGUAGAAGAAUCAAAAAAGAAUAAAUGUUUAGAUUUUAAAGUUGGUGUGCGUAAACGUCUUAUCACGAAAGUAGAUAAUCUUUCAGAGGGAUGAAUAGGUGUAUUUUAAAUAGUGGUGUUGUAAAGUGGCUCGGUGCCAUAUCACUUUUGUUAAUUACUGCGAACUUACAAUCUAUCUCAUUAUUUUCCCCACAGUGUAAGUUUGCUGUGUAUUAAUAGCUCAGUAAAUUGACGAAGAGGUUUAAAUAAUCUUAUCGCUUUAAAUGAAAGUGGUACUUUAUGAAUAUUCCAUAUUCACGGUUGUAUCACUAAACGCAAAUCAAUAGAAAAAAAAAUGAGCAAGUUCUCAGAGAGCGGUUCAGCGUUAAUUUUACUAUCAAAACGUGUUCACUUUGACUUUAAUAAUAAAUUACGGGCGUAUUUAGAAGAUAAAAAAAAUUAUUGGAGAAAUGGAAAAUUUAUCCUAGAUUUUAGAUGUCUUCUAAUUUAGUAAAAAAAAAAUUAAGGGCAAGGCCACACCCCCAACACUUCGUACUAUUGAUAAGGACAGUGCUAUACC
Molecule: messenger RNA, 3596 nt
Organism: Maniola jurtina (meadow brown)
Lineage: Eukaryota; Metazoa; Arthropoda; Insecta; Lepidoptera; Nymphalidae
Gene: numb
Product: protein numb
Exons: 7
Coding region: 885-2177 (430 amino acids)
Source: RefSeq, a predicted model, not a curated record